Messenger RNA from Hermetia illucens (black soldier fly), 4527 nucleotides. RefSeq names its product calbindin-32 (gene Cbp53E). Gene Ontology annotation, biological process: regulation of presynaptic cytosolic calcium ion concentration; regulation of long-term synaptic potentiation. NCBI's taxonomy places the organism in Eukaryota, Metazoa, Arthropoda, Insecta, Diptera, Stratiomyidae. The transcript has 15 exons. Gene Ontology annotation, molecular function: calcium ion binding. The record is from RefSeq and is a predicted model, not a curated record. Bases 538 to 1470 code for a protein of 310 amino acids. Gene Ontology annotation, cellular component: dendrite; cytosol; terminal bouton.
AACAGACAGCCAGUCAGAAAAGGAUUUUCCAUCGCAGAACUUGGACGCGGAUAAUUUUCACUCCCGAUUUCGGUCUCGUGUGAAUUUUCUUGUCAAGAAAACUACAUUUGGAAUUUCUAUUCUUUGUGAAUAUCCGAGGGUAUCGUUGGCUUCCUGUUGCUAAACGGCAUACCAAAAGCUACAGGUGUUUUCAGUGUCAAACGGAACAAACCCGAAUAAAAUUAGAAGGUGAUUCCUUGCUCAAAGUGUGUUUAGAGAAGAGAUUGUAGUUGAUCGUCGUUUAGUGCACUCAACACUAUCUCACCAGCUCAAUUGACGGCAUAGUGUGACCUUGCCAUCCUAACUUGACCAUUUCCAUCAACCAAGUGUGCAAUAUCGUACAACCUGAAUCCAUCAACAAGUUGUCCUGCAUAGAACGUGUCCUGUCGACAACGACGACAACGUUGUCAAACCCACUCUCUCUUCGAUAAACGGUUCAACGUUCUCGAUAAACAUAUCCUUCCAGUAAGUGCAGGGACAGCCGUUGAAAGAAGCAAAAUGGAUAGUGCAGCCGCAAAGCGAGUACAAAUUGAAAAAGCUCAGAAUUUCAUGCGACAAUAUCGUGAUCCUGAAUCUCGAGAAUUGAAAAAAUUAUCAGCAAAUCAAUUCAUGGACGUGUGGAGUCAUUACGACAAGGACGGAAAUGGAUACAUCGAAGGCACAGAGCUGGAUGGAUUUCUGAGAGAAUUCGUUUCGAGUGCAAACGCAACCGAUAUUAGUCCUGAGGCUGUCACCGAUUCAAUGCUCGAGGAGUUAAAAUCCUGCUUCAUGGAAGCAUAUGACGAUAAUCAGGACGGCAAAAUUGAUAUAAGAGAGCUGGCGCAAUUACUACCCAUGGAGGAAAACUUCCUACUACUCUUCCGAUUUGAUAAUCCACUGGAAUCAAGCGUGGAAUUCAUGAAGAUUUGGCGAGAGUACGACACGGACAACAGCGGCUACAUCGAGGCAGACGAGCUGAAAAACUUCCUGCGGGACUUGCUGAAGGAGGCCAAGAAAAUCAACGAUGUCUCAGAGGAUAAGCUUAUCGAGUACACGGAUACAAUGCUGCAAGUAUUCGAUGCAAAUAAGGACGGCCGCUUACAGUUAUCUGAAAUGGCAAAGCUUCUGCCCGUCAAGGAGAACUUCUUAUGUCGACAGGUGUUCAAGGAAGGCAUUGAAGGAGCGGCCAAACUGACAAAGGAAGAUAUUGAGAAAGUGUUUUCAUUGUAUGAUAGGGACAAUAAUGGAACAAUUGAGAAUGAAGAACUACGCGGUUUCCUCAAAGAUCUCCUAGAACUGGUCAAAAAGGACUAUGACGCUCAGGACCUCAUAGAAUUCGAAGAGACAAUUCUUCGUGGGGUAGCAUACGAUCAAGAAGGUAAAAUUUCACGAAAAGAACUUACCAUGAUUCUGUUAGCAUUAGCUAAAAUGCCACCAGAGGAUGAUCAGUAAAUCAUCAAAAUAACAUCUCUACCCUUUUUCUUUGUAAUAUAAGUCCAAGGUAAAUAAAAGUUUAGAUUCUAUAUCUAGAAAACCUUAAAUAACAGAAUGAAACAGAAUACAAUUGAGUAAGAAUAAAUUAAAUAAAUUAAACUUUUUUGAACAAGAAAAAAAAACUUGUAAAUCGAACGAAAUUAAAAUACGCGUCCAUUUGGAAUAAUGUGCUGCUACCAUACCUUAAUAAAAAGGAAAAAAAAUAUUAUUAAAACAGAAUACAAUAAAAAUAAUAUUAUGAAGUAUAAAAUAGAUUUGACAAACACUAUGACCUAUUUCGAUCUUGAAACUUUUCCAAAUUAUAACUGAAUCAGACAUGGUUGAUCUUAAGACUCUUAUUGCAAAUAUGAAUUAGUUCAAACAAUCUUUGUUAAAACAAUAAAUAAUAAACAGGUAGGGGUAUAACACGUGAAUAUUUAUUUGUUAUUUUCAUAUGACAAUAUUGUAUGCAACAGAAAUAAAUAAAAUAAAUAAAUUUUCUAAAAGUUGGGAAACUUAAGGAGAAAUAUCAUAAAUGCAUUGAAUUUCCUGGAAAAAAUACUUAAGAUUUGGUGCUGAAUUUAACAUAGCACCAAGAAAAGUUAUUACUAAUAUUCAAUGGUUUUGCAUGAGGAAGUAUUGGAAAUCUCAAAAAUUUAUAAUUAUAACUAACAACGCUUUUGUGAUUGUCAAACAUUCACUUUUUCAAAAUAAGUAUUCAUGCGUACAUAAAUUCAUAAAUUCUGACCUAAACUUAUCAAGCUCGUAAAACAUGUACGCAUCUAAUACUUGAACUCAAAGCUUUCAAGAAAUAAAUUUAUAAAAAUUAUGAAUAAUUAUAAUAAUUCAGAUGGUUUCCAAUGGGAAGGACGAAGCUCCCCUUUGAUUUGUGUUUUAAGUUAUUAAAAUUAAAUAUAUUUAUUCAUGUUUUAUUAAAAAUACUACGAAAAGAUUUUAUUUAUGAAUAAAAAUGCAUUUGUAUCUGUUACUAAUUUUGAAAUAGAACCACAUUUCCAGAAAAUUAAAACAAUUUAAUAUUAAACCAAAUUAAAAGUGGGUAUUUAUUUAUUUUCCCUUUAGCACUUCUAAUUUAUUUCAACCACAAAACUAUAUUAUCACUUAAUGAUUUCACUGAUUGAAAUAAUAUUUUUUUAGCAACAUAAACUAUUUUUAUAUAUAUUUUUAUAUAUAACAACAAAUUAUCCUAAUUUGUUCCCAUGCUGAUCUAUUUUAAAAAACCUAGACCCAAGGUAUCCAUAAUGAAUGUAUUAAUCCAAAAGAUUACCAUAUAAAAUAUGUUCAUCAUCAAUAAAUUUCUGAGUGAAUAAGACAUCGCAUUGCGUGGGAAAUCAUUUCCCUGGAGUUUGGUGUAAUUAAGGCCACUUAUAGCGAACAAAUUACCAUAAUAUGUAAUUACGAUAAACUCAUACUACGAAAAGAUAAAAAAGAUAAAAAAGAUAUAUUUGGUAAUUAGAAAAUCAAUGAAGUAUCGUUCGCAACAUGUAUUCCAUUAACUAGAUUUGAUUACGUAUUCAUUUUAUGACGCACAUUUUGUGCUGGGAGAAUAUGAAAUUAAUUCUCAAGGGAAAACUGACACAUUUAUUUUUAGAAAUAUGGAAGCUUUGAAGAUUUGAAAUUAAGACAAUUCGUUUUUUAAAGCAAGAAAAAUCUGCUAAUUCGCUUUAUUUAUAUUUUUAUAUUUUUUAUAUAAUCUACAACCAUUUCAAACGAAGUGCUUCUGUCCUUCUCAUUCAAAUUUCUAAGCAGCGCUUCACUCAAUAUUUCAAUCUUCAAGGAUCGCUCUAAAUACUCCCAACAUCUGAUAAACGAGAAAUUUCUGUGAGAAUUUUAUUACCCAAAUAUAAACACUUGCAUUGUUUUCAAUCAAUCAAUAUCUAUGUAUCGAAAUCGAGCAAAAUCCUUCGACCAUAAAAUUUAAUUAUAUUUCACGCUUCGACAUCGAAAAGCAACCAUUAAAUUUAAAAUUUAUGCAGAUUUAUCAAUAUAGGUAUCUACUAUUGCCAAAAGUCAAUGAUUUUUAAGAGCACAUCUUUGAAAAUAAAAAGAUACAAUGAGAUAAUUGAAAAAUGAAUUUCUUGUUCUCAAAAACGAAAAAAAAAAUUUCUUGAAAUAUUCAAGUAACGUAAAUUCGAGAAAAAAAGAUACUCAAAUUGUUGACUGUAUAAUUUUAGCACAAAUUUAAUUACACAAAAGAAAAUAAAACAUAAAAUCCAAACAGAAAUCAGAAGACAAAUUACUCAAUCAUCAAAAAAAAAACAAAAACACAUGUUACUUAUUCAAUGGAACAAUAAAAGUUAAAUUUAAUUAGGUACAAGAAACAAAUAAAAUAACGAAACACAAGUUCACUAAUUAAUCGAAAGUCACUAACGAUAAUAAAACUAAAUAGAAACUACAACAACGUUGAACAAACAACUGAACAUUUACAUGCAUGUUUACAUAAUAUUUAAAAGUAAAUUCAAAGAUACUAAAAUCUUAUACAAAACCCAUAUAGAAAUUUUGUUACAACCGUUGAUUCAACAGCUAGACGAAAAUAAAAAUUAAAUAAAUAUAUUUAUUUAUAUUUUUGAGUAUUUGAGUAGGUUAUUUUUAAUAUUACAUAAAUAUAUAUUGCAUAGAUAUGAACUAUAUUAUAAAAUUAAUUCAAAUUAUAUUUUUUAAAUUUAAACAAAAAAAACAAAAAAUUCUUAAGAAUUGUUCAUAACGAAAGAUACAUUAUAAAACAGAAACAGAAGAAAAAUUGUGUAACAAUGCUAUAUUGAAUCAAUUAAAUGAAUAUAAUAAAUAAAUGAAUAAAUAUCUAUAUUGCAAAAGAUAUCUAAAAAGAUAAAUCUCGUUGUCAUAUUAAAUUUAUAAAAUGAAAAUAAAAUUAAAAAUGAAAUUGUGAACAUUUAUUACUAAUUAUUAUUCGAGAAACAGAGAAAUGUAACGAAAUUGGAUGGUAAAACAAAGUAAAUUGUGAAAUGUAGAAUUUUUUCGGAAAUAAGUGGAAAUAAAAAGUAAAAUUAUGAAAUAACA